CUCGGCCUCCCAAAAAAAUGGCCGUCAAUGGGGCGAUGGCCUCGGCUUCCAGCCCGAUGCGUGGUCCUCUUCGCUGCUUCCCAAGGCCUGCGGUGGUAAACGAGGCAGGGGCUACGCCUUUCCUAGAAUCCGGUCCCGUGGAGCUCGACCGGGCGCCUCCAGGCGGAUCAGGUUUGCAGUUCGCUCGCUGUUUCUCGAAGCUCUGCUCGCUCAGACCCUCCGACAGCGACAGCCUGAAGACGGAGCUGAACCUGCUGUUUGACCAGCUGAUAUCAGAAAACUACUACAGUUACGCGUCUGACCGCGACGUUCAGCCUGAAGAAGUAUGUGCUCUCCUGGUACAGGCCAGCCGAUUGGUGCAAUUCACUCAGGACCACCUCGUUGUUAAAUUUUGCCAACUUAUCCAUCACCUUCUCAACCGGCUACAGGUGAUUGUGGAUGAGCAGAGCUUGAACUGCCUGGUGUCGUACGUGACCCAGGCCCUGGCCGUGUGCAGCUGCUGGACACGCACUGAUAUCCUGCAGGCACUGGCCGCCCUGCUGUAUGGAAAUGGGCCCAAGUGUCAGAAGUAUCUGCCGGACCUCCUGGGUGGAGGAGGGAUCCUCUUACGCUACAGUGACCUAAACCAGCCAGACCUGGAGCUGUGGCGAGCUGCAGUGCACUGCAUGGGUAACCUGUGUUUGGGGGCACCUGGACAGUCACACCUGGAAGAGCCAUACAGGAGUGUCUGUUUCCAGACCUUUAUGCAGAUGCUACAGUACCCCAGACCUGCUAAUGUGGACGAAGCAAUCUUCUGCACGCUGCUCCAGGAUGCCCUGAAGGGGAUGCAGCACUUCCUGAACAGUGAGAAGGGGAAGCUGGCAGUCGGUGAGCAGCUGGGCACCCUGCUGGCAGUAUUCAAGAAACACAUGUUCUUCGGACUGCCUGGAAUGAAUGUGGAGAUGCCAGGGGUCCUAUACCCCACACCCCUCCCCCAGUAUGAUGGAAGGACUCCCGCCAAGACUGAAGUUCAGAGGAACCCACCAGUUCAGAACAGGCCACCUGGGAAUAAGAAACGGAAAUCACGUGGGCGGGGCAAGAAGGUUGGGUCAGAAGGGAGGCGGGAUGAGGAUGGGGAGGAGGGGCAGGAGGUGGAGUCAGACACGGGGGCGGAGCCCAGCAGGGUACGCAUGGCUGAAGCCCCCGGCCGCUGGAUCCACGAUUCCAGGGGCACAAGUCACCUAUUCUCCCAGGCAUCCAGAGAGGGCGCUGUAGCAUUCUACUCUUCCUGGAAGAAGAGCAGCUCCGACUCGGAGAUUUCUGACCCAGAAGGAGGGAUGCAAAGUAAGCUGAGGUUGUACCAAGCCCGCGUGCGGCAGGGGGCGCUGCACUGCUUCCUGUCGGUCAUUCGGUGCGUGGAGAAGCGUGCGCUGUAUGGCUACUGGUCCUCCUUCGUACCUGAUGCUCCUGGUGUUGGUGGGCCACCUCCCCUGACUCUGCUCACCAUCGCCCUAAAGGAUCCCUCACCUAAGGUUAGGGCGGGGUCCCUGCAAGUGCUCUCGGCCCUGUUGGAAGGCUCCAGGCAGUUCCUGUCGGCGGCCGAGGACACGGGUGCCCCACGGCAGGCCUUUACUCCCUUCUCCGUCACUCUGGCUGCCAGUCUGCGGGAGCUGCACCGCUGCCUCCUGCUGGCCCUGCUGGCUGAGUCCUCCCCACAGACCCUCACACAAGUCAUCAAGUGCCUGGCCCACCUAGUCUCCAACGUCCCCUACAGUCGCCUUCGCCCAGGGCUGCUGGCUUCCCUUUGGAGACAGAUCCGCCCCUACAUCCGCCACCGAGACGUGAAUGUCCGUGUGUCCUGCCUCACCCUCCUGGGGGCUGUGGUCUCCGCUCAAGCUCCCCUCCCUGAGGUCCAGCUUCUCCUCCAGCAGCCUGCUGGCUCUGGAGGAAUCACCGGGACUUUGGGUGGAACCAGCAGUGGGGGUGCCACCCCUCAGGAGCAGCAGCAGAGUUGGAGGAGGGGCCCUGCUAAGGACUACCCACCCCCACCGGCCCCAGCAGAAGCAGACACGACUCCUGGGGCUCAGUGCUGGCUGCUGCAGUUGUGCGUGUCGCUGGUCGUACAGCCCCGGGAGGACCCCUAUUCUGACAGCGAUGCUGCUAGCGCCCCCUCAGGCACCAUGGAACCGCCGCCUGUGCGGCUAGAGGCCCUCCAGGUGCUGGCCCACCUAGUCAGGGGCUACUUUGCCCUGGUGCAGAGUCACUUGUUGGAGCUGGGGGAGGUUUGCACUCAGUGCCUCCAGGAAGCCGAUCCCUCCAUCCAGCUGCAUGGUGCCAAGCUGCUGGAGGAGCUGGGUUCAGGCGUCAUCCAGCAGCACAGAGAGGAGUCCGCCGUGGCCCCAGCCUCCAGGGUGCCCGUCAGCCAGGUGGUCCAGUUCUGGUCGGAGGUGCUGAGUGGCCCCCUGAGUGGAGCCCUGCAGAGCGAGCAUCACCCCACCCUGCAGACCAGCUCCUGUGAUGCCCUGUCGGCCAUCUUGCCCCAGGCUUUCAGCCAGCUGCCGGAUCGAACCCAGGUCCUGUGCCUCACUGUGUUGCUGGGUCUGACUUACAGCGAGAACUCCCUGGUGAAGGCUGCGGCCGUCAGGGCCCUGGGCGUCUACGUCCUGUUCCCCAGCCUUCGAGAGGAUGUGAUGUUUGUAGCUGAUGCCGCCAACGCCGUCCUCACCGCGCUGGGCGACCACUCACCCAACGUGCGCGCCAAGGCUGCCUGGUCGCUAGGCAACUUGACUGACACGCUCAUUGUUAACAUGGCAUCAGUGGGACGCGACUUCCAGGAGGAGUUCUCUGACAUGCUGCUGCUCCAGAUGCUCUGUUCGGCCACCCGUGCAUCCAGCGACAAGGACAGGGUUAAGAGCAAUGCUGUGCGUGCCCUGGGGAAUCUGCUUCGCUUUCUGCGGGCAGCCCAUCUGUCCCGGCCCGGGUUCGAGGGCCCAGUCGAGGAUGCAGUGCAGGCGCUGAUUGAGACUGUCCGCAGCGAUUGCACCAUGAAGGUUCGUUGGAACGCCUGCUACGCCCUGGGAAAUGCUUUCAGGAACCCUGCCCUGCCCCUCGGCACAGCCAACUGGACCCCCGAUGCCUUCUCCGCCCUGUGCCACGCAGUGACGGCCUGCCGCAACUUUAAGGUGCGGAUAAAGUCCGCAGCGGCCCUGUCGGUGCCCGGCGGGCGUGGUUGCUACGGCGACACGGCUCAGUUCGCCCACGUGUGGCAGGCCCUUACACAGGCUCUGGAGCACAGUGGCGAAGCGGGGGACUUCCUAGAGUACCGCUAUUGUGCUGGGCUGCGCUGGCAGCUCUGCUUCUCCAUGCUGCACUUGCUCGGCCUAGCGCAGCCCCGUGACCUGCCUGCCCUAGCUGCUCCCCUGGCAGGGGAGGCAGGCCCCACCCUGCACGGAUACCUGGUGCGUUACCACCUGGACGGGAGCGACCGCGGGGAGGGAGACGGGCCCGCGGGUGCGGCCCAGCCCCAGGAGAGGCUCAGGGAGCUGGAGGAGGUUCUGAAGCAGCUCCAACUGCUGCCUGGGGGUGACUCGAACACAGAGCAGGCUAAGGCCCAGGUGUUGGCCUUCCUGAAUGACGUGCUGAGAAGCUGCUCUGAGCUUCAGGACCCGUCAUCUUGAUGCAGGGUCAGGCAUCUUGCUUCUGGCAUCGUGUCCGUAUUCCUGGUAGUGUCCGGUAUUCCCCGGAUGGCUAGUUCCUUCCAGUCUGUCAUGUCAAACUCCACACUUGCAGAUACAAACAUUCUUUGACCCUUUUAUCUAAAUUUAAAGUACAUACUGGUUGUAUUGUUUAUUUGUGUUUCUGGUGGCACUACAAACCCACUUUGUGAGUGACCCUUUUUUUAUUUAUUUUAUUUUUUGUUUUAUUUUGUAGUAUUGUUUUUUGUGUUUUUUUUUUUUCCCCCCUCAUUUUCUCUGCCAGAGAGCAAUACAAUGUUGUUAUAACUCUCACCAGCAGAGGGAGCUGUUGACCUGAUAACAUUUUAGACUGCGUUUUUAAUGUUCUACGGCUCUUCUCAAAGCCCGCCGUCUAUGUGCCUUUUUCUCUUUGACAGCUGUAGAUGAUUGUCACAUAUCUGUUCAUUUUUUAUUACAGUGUAAGGGGAAAAAGGCAGUGACAUUCUGCUGAAGAUAAUUACAUGAAAUGUAAUAAAAUGAUGUAAAUAAAAGCACCGUCCCUGAAGCCAGCAAAGGUGCUAGAAAGUGUCACAUGUCAUAAAUGUUCAGACUGCUGAGUCUGUUUGCACCUUGGUGCUUCUCAUGUGACAGACUGCAAAACAUGCAUUACCUGCCAUUCUUACUUUCUUCAAUACAAAUGAAAAAAAUCUG
Paramormyrops kingsleyae is the source of this 4364-nucleotide messenger RNA. RefSeq names its product HEAT repeat containing 6 (gene heatr6). The record is from RefSeq and is a predicted model, not a curated record. NCBI's taxonomy places the organism in Eukaryota, Metazoa, Chordata, Actinopteri, Osteoglossiformes, Mormyridae.